Molecule: messenger RNA, 3147 nt
Organism: Papilio machaon (common yellow swallowtail)
Lineage: Eukaryota; Metazoa; Arthropoda; Insecta; Lepidoptera; Papilionidae
Gene: snz
Product: sorting nexin-25
Exons: 17
Coding region: 195-3128 (977 amino acids)
Cellular component (GO): intracellular membrane-bounded organelle
Molecular function (GO): phosphatidylinositol binding
Source: RefSeq, a predicted model, not a curated record
AAACGAAACAUCAGUACUGCUAAACUACUAUAAAUGUACUCCAGCCCAAAUAAAAUAACAAAAUAAAGUUAUAAUAACAAUGUAACUUAGUGUUUUGUAGACAUAAAAAACAUCUUAAGUAAAAAAAUAUGGACGAUAACAUUUUAUGUAGCUGUUAAUCGUCAAAAUAAGUAUCAUAGCUAUCAAAAAUAUACAUGCAAUUUCAUAUUUUAACAAUGUUGAAAUGGAUUUUAUUCUCCACUGUACCUAUUUCUAUUUCAAUAUUUUGGUAUUUUCCUGUUUUAUGGAGUAUAACAUAUUUGAUGUUACUUAGUGUAUUUAUUGGAAUUGGUAUCUUUAUGUUAACAUUUUGGGGCCAUAUUGCGUUAUCAUCCCCUCAUCAGGCUUCCCUGUUAUUAUUGGACAAAGCAGAAAAAGAAUCAAGGUUUUUGGAAGAGACAAUCAGGGAAGAUCAAAACUCCUGGGUGUAUGUAAGAAGAAAAUCUCACUUGGCUGUUAUUUUCGGACGCACUGUUGAUAGUCAAUUGCAACUUUUAAUAGACUAUUUGAUAAGAGACUUUGUUGCUCGUUGGCUGAAGGAGUUAUCACACAAGCCUGAGCCUGUUAUUGAUAAAUUCAAGGAGCAUAUGUGGGGCGCCGUGCAAACACUUUAUGAAAGGUUAUUGAGAAUAGAUGCUGAGAAGUUAUUAGCUAAUGAUAUGGUAACCAAAAUAACACAGCACUUUGAAAGAAUAAGGAUUGCUAGAAGUUGUGCUUUAGAACUGAACCAACCUCCUGUAUUUGCCCUGGCACCACACUUGACUUCCUGUGAGACAGAACUACAUUACCUGCGUCAGAUUAGUGAAUUGCUCAUAAUGUUCCUAAUGCCUCGAUGCUACUCCUUAACACCAGUAUCCCACCUUCUAAGAGAAAUAUUGGCUUGCAAAAUUUUGCAACCAGCUAUUAAUCUAGUCACAGAACCAGAUUAUAUAAAUCAGAAGAUAAUUCAGUAUUUGGAGGCUCAAAAAGAAGUAGACGCUAUGCAUGUGAGGACACACGAGUAUGCAAAAACAUUUGAAGAUUAUAUAAGACUUAUAAACAAUUGCAAUAAUGUUGACACACUGAAACGGUUACGUUAUGAUAUUGUCACACAAAUAAUGCAAGCUACUACAUUACAAAACAUGAAAAGGGCGAAAGGUAUUGAUGUGGAUAUAAUUGAGAAGAGUAGCACACAGCAUAACAUCAGCCGUCAACAACUGGCCGAUGCUAAGAAACUCAAGAGAUACAUCAACCAGCUGACUAUAGCUAAGGUUGAAUGUGAAAAAGCUUUAAAAAAACUUGGCUGGGACGGCGCAUUUCCUGCUGUGGAAUCAGAUAGUAAGACCAUUCCAUUACACAAGGUUUUGGAGAGUGUGACAGGCCGUAGAUACCUCUCCAUGUUCUUAGAGACGAUGUGUUCGCAAGGUUUGGUUGGAUUCUGGACGGCGGUUGAGGAGUUACGUCACAGUCCGAGAAGCAGCUGGCAUCAGUUAGGAGCUGAGAUAUUUUACACAUAUAUUAGGUCACCUAGUGCGGAAAUUAAAGUUGAUAAGGAUACAAGAAAAAGAAUGGAGGCUUUCCUAUUAGGUGAUAAAGGCCCAGAAGUAUUCUAUGAGGUGCAGGAAACUGUAGUAGAUACGAUUCAAGAAAAGUAUUAUUCUUCAUUCCUAUUGAGUGAUCAGUACAAAGCUUUAGUUGUUGAACUUGCCAAAGAAGAAGCUAACAAAGAUUUAAGUUCAGAUAGAUCACCAGUAGAGGACCGUCAGAUGUCCGCGGAGUCUGCGUCAUCAGCGGAGAGCGCGGGCGGCACUGUGCAUCUCGCGGACCACUCCACGUACGCGCGCCGCAAGCUCGACCAGCUGCAGGAGAGACACAAUAAUAAGACACAGGCUUUAGCAGCAUUACGGGCGUCAUUGAAGCCUGAGUCUCCAGCACUAGCGAUGUUGGCCAACGAAGUUGAGAGGCUGGCCGGAGAACAGAUGCGUCUGGAGGCUCAUCUCGCGAGAACAGACACGUGGGCGGAGCAUCUCGGCAGGUGGCGGGCUUCGGUACAUAGCGCCGAGGUAAUAGACGAGUCGAAGCCACCUCAGUUCGUGAUAGUGGUGCACAUGGCGGAGCAGGAACCAACGGCUGAUGAUGAGCGUCCAGAGCAGAUAUCCACCGGAUGGGUGCUGCUCCGGACACUUAAUGAGUUUCAAGAAUUGCAUAGAAAAUUAAGGCCCAUGUGUUCUGAGCUGAAAAAUUUAGAACUACCGUCAAAUUCGUUCAAGUUUUUAUUUGGAAAGAAUGACAGACAAUCUUUAGAAAAAGCGAAAACAUUGAUACAGAAGUAUCUAGAAUUUGUAUUAGAAGACGAAAGGUUAAACCAAAGCGAAGCUUUAUAUACAUUUCUUAAUCCUAGUUCAGAAUAUUUAAAACAGGGAGAUCUACCAAAGAAAAAUAAGUUUUCAUUUUCUACAUUUUUUAAAAGCACGAGCAGUGAGUCUGGGGGUGUGUGUGGUGCGGGGGGUGAGCGCGGGGGUGAGGGCUGCGGGCUGGCGGCAGAUGAUGACGAGAUGUCCCUCUAUCUGGACGGCAACGGCGCAGACACAGCCAGACAUCUCAAUAACACCACCAGAGGCGCGGUUGGUAUGGCGGAGGAGCGGGACAGUAUAGCGGAGCCGCUGUACGCGUUGCUCAGUGAGGUGUUCGAUAUGCGCGGCGUCUUCCGCUGGCUGCGAAAGACAUUGGUCACCUUCGUGCAGAUCACUUACGGAAGGACCAUCAAUAGACAAAUAAAGGAGACGAUAUCUUGGUUGUUCUGCGAGCACAUGCUGCACUAUUACACGGGUGUCGUGCUCAAGUCGUGGUGGCCGGGCGGCGUGCUCAGCGAGACCACCAACAACAGAAACCUCAGGGAUAAGGAGCACACGCGCACGCUGGCGCUGCAGCAGCUGUCGGAGAGUGUGACGAGCGCGCUGGGCUCGCUGCUGGGCGCGCACACUGCAGCACGCGGCGCGCACAAACUCUUCCACACGCUGCAGAACACUACGCACAACAAACAACUCUUCUAUGAACUAUUUGAAGUGGUCCUUCUUGAAGUGUUACCAGAGCUCAAAAGAUAUCAGUAAAUAUAGCACAAAUAUAUGU